This is a messenger RNA of Parasteatoda tepidariorum (common house spider), 3353 nucleotides long. RefSeq names its product Alpha-methylacyl-CoA racemase (gene Amacr). Gene Ontology annotation, cellular component: mitochondrion. Gene Ontology annotation, molecular function: alpha-methylacyl-CoA racemase activity. Gene Ontology annotation, biological process: bile acid metabolic process. Lineage: Eukaryota; Metazoa; Arthropoda; Arachnida; Araneae; Theridiidae. The record is from RefSeq and is a predicted model, not a curated record.
AAAAAUGUAACCUUUUUGGUGGAAAUAUUGUUGCAAAACAGGUUUGUAAUGGCAAUAGCAGCAGGAUAAAGAACUGAAAAGAAAAAGUAGAUUGUUUAUUUUCUGUCAAAUCCGAAUCAGAUGACCAGAUGACAAUUGUUUUUUUUGUUGUAUACUUCAUUUUUAUGCAUUAAAUUAAACUGUCAAAAUGGCAUUAAGAGGUCUUAAAGUUAUCGAGCUUGCAGGUUUAGCUCCAGCUCCCUUUUGCGGCAUGAUUCUUAGUGAUUUUGGAGCAACUGUCACACGAAUUGAUAAGCCUGACACGUAUACAGAUAAGGAUAGUUUGUCGAGAGGGAAGAGAUCUUUAUCUUUAGAUCUCAAAAAAACUGCAGCUGCUCACAUAAUUACUAAACUUUGUUCUACAGCAGAUGUACUAAUUGACCCAUAUCGACCUGGUGUGUUAGAAAAAUACAAUUUGGAUCCAUCUGUACUGUGCAAAGCUAAUCCUGCAUUAAUAUUUGCUAGAAUGACUGGUUUUGGACAAAAUGGACCCUUUGCAAAAAUGGCGGGACAUGAUAUAAACUAUAUAGCUAUAUCUGGAGUAUUGUCAAUGAUAGGUGGAAAGGAUAAACCUCAAGCUCCAAUCAAUUUGUUGGGUGACUUUGCUGGAGGUGGUCUUAUUUGUGCACUAGGUAUCUGCUUGGCAUUAUUAGAACGACACAAAUCUGGGAAAGGUCAAGUUAUAGACGCCAACAUGGUUGCUGGUUCAGCUUAUGUAUCUAGUUUCCUUUGGACCACAAAGUAUGCCAAUAUACCGAUCUGGUUAGGACCUCGUGGUACAAAUGUUUUGGAUGGAGGCACUCACUUUUACAACACCUACAGAACAAAAGAUGGAAAGUUUAUGUCUGUUGGAGCCAUAGAAACCAAGUUUUACUCUCUUUUAUGUAAAGGUCUUGGUGUGGAUCCAGAGAAGUGCCCUCAGUUUGAUAAUUGGGAUGAAAACAUAGAAAUGUUUUCAAAAAUUUUCCUCACAAAAACUCAAGAAGAAUGGUGCAAGAUAUUUGACCUCACUGAUGCCUGUGUGGCUCCUGUUCUACCAAUGGAAGAAGCUCAUCAUCAUCCUCACAACUCCUGCAAAGGAACUUUUAUAUGUUCUGAUGAAAAAGUUGUUCCUUCACCUGCCCCAACACUUUCUAGAACACCUGCAGCAGUGAAACUGACCGAGCCUUUGAAUGGACAACAUUCCAUAGAAAUUCUUCGAGAGGAAGGUUUUAGUUCUGAAGAAAUAAAGAAGUAUAUUGAUGAUAAAGUAGUUCACGCUUUAAAUGUGAAGUCUUCUCUUUGAUAUGAAUAAUUUAAUAUGUGUUUUGUUAGUACUGAGCUGUGAUAAUUGAUACUUAUAAUAGAUUUUAUGAUUGAAAAUGAUAUUUUAUUUUAUUUGAGUUGAUGUCAAAACAGGGUUCAUAAGUCGCAAGGAAAACCUGAACAACUCAGGGAAUUUAAAAUUAUCCUCAACAACUCGAGAAAAAAAAAUUUAAAUGUUUUUCUCAGAGAAAUUGCAAUUAUGGGAACUUUACCUACCUUUUUAAUAAAAUUCUUUUAAAGGAAAUAAAGUUGUAAUUCUUUGUUAGGAUUUUAGACUGCAAUUUCAGGUUAAGAAAAAGAUUUAUUUGAUGUUGAUUAUUAUGCAAUUAUUACUUGGAUGAAGGUUUUGAUUUACUUUUUGAAAUAAAGGUAAGAUUUUAUUUAUUUCAAGGUUUAUCGGGGUUGAUGUAGGGGUAAAUAUUAUCAAUGAAUCUUUUAAUUUGUCAUGUUUCUAUCACUAUUUCAGAGAUGCCAACUGCUCCGGAUGUGCCAUAAUAAUUUAAAAACGAUAAGCAACUACAAACUAAAAUUUGCUAAUAUUUGGCUAAUUUUCUUUACUUUUUAAACAGUGUAGUACGACUAAGCUGUAACAUAGUGACAAAUUAUAUAACCCUUUGAAUUUAUUAAACUAAGAAUCACACAUUAAUAAACUACCACUUGAAAAUAUUUAUUUGCUGUCCGGAGCAAGGUGGCAUCAUUGCUUUUUUUGUGUCUAAAUAUUACUAUUUUGUUUUCAUGAAUGAUGUUUGCUGCGAGUAUUAUUAUUAUCUUGAAUUAUAGCUCUGGAUAAUCUGGGAGUUUUUCUCAGAAGUAAAGAAGCACGAACCCUGCAUAAGUCUCUGUUAUGUUUGAAAUUAUACCAAUGUCUGAUUUCUGUGAUUGAUGUUUUGUUUUUGAUAAUUUAUAUAAAAACAAAAUAUUUCUUGUAAUUGUAUGAAAUUAAAUAAUGAUUUAGAAUCAUCAAUCGUUUAGUGAAUGUGCCAUGGUUGAUUGCAACUGAAAGCUUCCUCAAACCUAAUAUGAAAAAUGAACAUAAAAAUGUAAUGUGGGGAUUCUCUCCAGUGCGAUCACUCAUACUUAAAGAAGGCAUUCUUAGUAACACCGAAAUGUAUCUGAUUUUAUUUUAUUUUAUUAUAAUAUGCUUUGACUUUUUUCACAUAUAACUGAUGUGAAUCAUAGCUUUUUUGGUUCCAUAACUGCUGUAUAGCUCAGUCAUUGACCAUUUAAAAUAUUCUUACUAGUUAAGUACUAACAAAUAUAGUUUUUCCUCCAUGUGGUGCUAAAAUAAUUUAUUCUCGGGUGGAAAGUAUUUUUAAAAAAAGCAUAACUACCCCAAUGCUGAAUCAGGAACUUAAAUUUAUCUUAAGGUUGGGAAUUAUAAAACUUUUAAGAAUGCUAAGAGAUUGUCUUCAUGAAGUGCCCUAAAUAUACUGUGUAGAUUGUCAAUUAGCAUAUAAUAUAAAUUUAUACCAAAGCCUAGUAGAAAGUUCCUUUAUGUGCAAAAUUACUUAUUAUUUAAAAAAAUGUUCAGUAUCAACAGUGAUAAAUUUUGAGAAGUGUUUAUUUUUCAUGAUACCCCUAAUUAUCUAAAGUUUUGUUGCAGAAUUUAAGGUAUAAUUUUGAUUCCGUAUUUUAAGUUUAAAUGCUGCACUAUUCCUGUUUGUGAAGGAAAAAAGUGAAAGUAUUUCAAUUUAUAAGGUUAUAAUAACAUGAGAGACAUUUCAAAAUUUUGUUUUAGAGGCAGAUAUUACUAAAAAAAUGUUUUUAAGUAAUAAUCGAUAGGCAACUAUUAUUAAACAGGAUUUUUUUAAAGUUUUACUUGUACAUACUAGUUAAAUUUAUAAGUGAAUUUAUGAAAAAUAUUUGCUUUUAUAAAAUUCUUUUGUUUUUGUGAAAUAAGUUUUGAAUUCCCAUUACUGUUUAAAUAUUAUACGUCUGAGAAAACGGGAUUUAUAUGAAGUUCAUUUCUAUAAGAUGAUACUAUGGAAUAAAAAUAGCUUAUUUUCCUA